Messenger RNA from Dibothriocephalus latus, 344 nucleotides. NCBI's taxonomy places the organism in Eukaryota, Metazoa, Platyhelminthes, Cestoda, Diphyllobothriidea, Diphyllobothriidae. The record is from the annotation of a GenBank genome assembly.
UUAAAGCGGACACUGCACUAGAGAUCACAGACGUCUCAAUGGGUGUUAUCAAGCUGAAAUAUAACUUCAACAUGACGUCACUUCCUUGCGGAAUUAUUGCAAACACCAUCCUUUACUACGACGACAAGCGGAACUACACGAAGGUUUUAAUUCCAUAUAGAGAAGAGACUGAUGUGACGGGUCUGAUUCCAGGUGUAACCUACCAUUUUCGUGUCAGCGCCGAUUGUAUCGACAGACCAGCAUCGUUCACUCAAGAUGUUGCCUUUACACCGAAACCAUACGGUAUGUUAAUUAUUUUGCAGUUCAUAGUUUUAUAUUUUACCGGUAAAAUGCAUUGUACUUGA